Messenger RNA from Gadus morhua (Atlantic cod), 3697 nucleotides. RefSeq names its product podocalyxin-like (gene podxl). The transcript is spliced from 12 exons. NCBI's taxonomy places the organism in Eukaryota, Metazoa, Chordata, Actinopteri, Gadiformes, Gadidae. Gene Ontology annotation, biological process: positive regulation of cell-cell adhesion mediated by integrin; negative regulation of cell-cell adhesion; regulation of microvillus assembly. The coding region runs from base 309 to 1988 and encodes 559 amino acids. The record is from RefSeq and is a predicted model, not a curated record. Gene Ontology annotation, cellular component: apical plasma membrane; microvillus membrane.
CCGGUACCAAGGAGACGCAGAAACCCUUUCCCCAGAUCCCCACUCGGAGGGAGAAGCGCAGACGGACAAAAGCAUUCCUGCCUUUCAAUAAAACAACACAACAAUAACUUGGCUCACCGCUAUUAUUUGCUCCAAAAUACAAAUCGAAGAGGACAGGCGUGAGAGUGAGUGAGAGAGGCUUCAGCAUCACCGGGUCUCGGGCCAGACCUUAGAAACACUAGAAAACACUUUGUAGAAACACGACAACGAAAUCGGGGAUUUCUGAACCGUUGGACGAGAACUUCAUCUGGAAGAAGGAGAGACUGAAGAUGAGGACAAUGAGGAAGAUGAGGACUGCUCUGCUGAUUUUAUCCCUCGGGCUGCUGCUGCACUGCGUCACUUCACAGGACACUGAUACUCCUUCUGCUGCCCCUCCGGCUACUCCUGCCACCACGGCUGGUCCUUCUCCUCCUACUGCUGUAGUUGCCUUGGCCACCACCGCAACGGGAGGCACUCCAACAGACAAGCCAACCGCCACCACAGCUCCUAGCGCCACCACCGCCCCCAGCACCAUCAUCACCAAGGUGUCCCCGCAUCCACCACAGACCACUGGAGCCCCACAGCCAACCAAAGCUGUUUCCACAACUUCAGAUCCAGUCAGUAUGGGACCAGCAGUGACGGUGAACCCUAUAGGGACGCCGUCAGAUACCUCGGCCCCACAGAACCUGGACCAGACGACCCAGGCCCAAAAGACCCAGGAACAAACGACCCUUCUCCCAAAGACCCAGGACCAGUCAACCCCGACCCCAAAGACCCAGGACCAACAGACCUCGGCCCCAAAGACCCAGGACCAACAGACCUCGGCCCCAAAGGCCAAGGCUCAACCGACCGGGGCCCCACUGAACCCGGGCUCACAGACCUCGGACCAGACGACCCGGGUACUACAGACCCAGGAUAAGUCAACCUCUACCCCACAGAACCAGGACCAACCGACCCCGGCCCCAAUGACCCAGGACCAGUCAACCUCGGCCCCAAAGACCCAGGAUCAACCAACCUCGGCCCCAAAGGCCCAGGACCAACAGACCUCGGCCCCAAAGACCCAGGAUCAUCUGACCUCUGCCCCAAAUGCCCAGGACCAACAGACCUCGGCCCCAAAGACCCAGGAUCAUCUGACCUCUGCCCCAAAGGCCCAGGACCAACAGACCUCGGCCCCAAAGACCCAGGAUCAUCUGACCUCUGCCCCAAAGGCCCAGGACCAACAGACCUCGGCCUCAAAGACCGUGGCCCCACAAACCAAAGCGAACCCGGGCAUCAUAGGUCCAACGGGCGUCCCGGACAUUCGUGUUCCUAGCACCCCAAACAAGGAAAUCCAUACAAAGACCUAUAUUUUCCCAAGGAGUACAAUGGCCACGUCCCAAAUGAGUGAAAAGUACAAGUUUCAAACAAGUGGAAAUUCCGAGUUCCUAAAGCGUGGAAAGUACGAGUUACAAUCGAGUGAAAAGAUCGACGACGAGAUCAAUGUGGCCGCCUGUCUGAAGCUGAUGGGCCCUAUGACCCACGGGAACUGUACCGUGACUUGGAGCGGGCACGGUGAAAACAUGAAAAUUGAGGAGGCCGUCGACAUCUGCGCCGCAGUGGCUGCCCCGUCGGCCAAUAAAGUUUGGGACAAAAUCAAGCUGGAGAUACACCCUACCAAGCCGGGCGACAAGACAACGCUGAUCGCCAUCCUGGCGUCGUGCGGGGCGCUGCUGGCCAUGAUCAUCGGCCUUGGCAUCUACGCCACGCACCACCGCAAGCCCUACCACGAGAACCAGCAACACCUGACGGAGGAGCUGCACACGGUGGAGAACGGUUACCACGACAACCCCACGCUGGAGGUGAUGGAGGUGCAGCCGGAGAUGCAGGAGAAGAAGGCGCCGCCGUGCAACGAGUUCAACGAUAGCUGGAUAGUUCCCAUGGAGUCCAUGAACAAGGAGGUGCUCCUGGAUGAGGAAGACACUCACCUGUAGGGAGGAGGAGGAGGAGGAGCAUGAGGAGGAGGACACUCACCUCCAGGGAGGAGGAGGAGCAGGAGGAGGAGGAGAACACUCACCUGUAGGGAGGAGGAGGAGGAGGAGGAGGAGGAGGAGGAGGAGGAGAAGAGAGAAAGGACUCAAUGAAAGGAGGAGGAGGAGGAGGAGGAGGAGGAGGAGGAGAGGGAGGUUCCAAACCUCCCAGUGCCUCCCUAAAACACACAGCACACACUCCCCUCGGCCGCCCACUAAGGGUUCUGAGGGUCAGGGUGUCAUAAACCACACACAGUCUUUACGACGGCGGCAGUCAUCCAGCAGUAACCCCCCCCCCCCCCCCUCCUUACACCAGAGGACGGUCCUGCUAGCCCAGAACCCGCCCCUAACAUCCCCCCAUGGACCCAUCACCCCUAGUGCCUCACCCGUCUACCGGGUGUUCUACUCAACGUUUCUCACAAAUGAAGCUUUGAAGUACAGAUAGUUUUUACGCAACACCAAACAGUAGGCAGUUCGUUGGCCGUUGAGGUAAACAUCUUUUUUUAAAGGUGACACGCCCGCUUGUGAUAUCAAAACGGCUAGUAAUGUCUAAUCAUGCUCACACCUGGUGGUAGUAUACGUCACCUUUAAAUGAAAAGGUCUGAAACAUUUCUUUGUGGGAUUCGGAGUGAGGUUUUUUAAAUAAAUGACGACGCUUUAGCAGGAGCGCUCUCUGUGGUCGGAUGUGUUUUAUCCCCACUUUCAAUAUGAUUAAUAUGACAUCAUUGCAUUAACUCGCAAAAAAAAUGAUUGGUGUCGUCCCCAUGUAGUUUGAUCGAUCAGUAAUACCAUGUGCCUGAAGAUUUCUGAUAUCAGAAUAAUUUAUCAGUAGAACCUCAGGAUAAUCCAAGUCAUCCUGGCAAACUUUGACCCUCAACCUUUGGUCUGUGGUUAACACAGACAACGAUGGCUUCGCUGCCUAAUUUGUGGACAGAAUUGAAAGAAACGAGGUAAACCGUGGAAACAUAGCAUAGUCUAUUUCUAGAAGGGCCGUUGGACUUUAUUUUGAAUGACUUGGACUGAUAAUCAUGACUUUCUCAUGUUCAAUGUGUAUAUUUGUUUGUUGGUAUGCCACUUUACGUGUGUGUUAAUUCCUACAUAUAUAACUAAUACUGACAAAAAUAUUCAUCAGUAGGUUCCUGUUUUAAAGGUCAAUGAAUAUUUGAGAAAAAACAAUCACUUUAUAUAUUUGUGCAUUUUAUUUUGAAACACGAGAAUGAUCACUGUAAAUAGUCGUCACAGAACACUAUUUUUUUCCGAUGCUCUUUGGGGGAGGGGGGGGAGGGGGAGGUAUUUCUGGUAUGUUCUUCUAAUCACAUUUUUUACAGACACAGCAAACUAAUUUUUAAAUCGAUAUUUAUAUAUUUACAAUCACAGUUGGUCUAAACUCUAUAAUCACUUUCGGCACUGCAAAAUAGAAACCACUUUUGAGUAAGUCUGUAAGGCGGGGGUGGGGGGGGGGGUUGUGUGUGCGUGUGUGUUUUUCACUUUUAUUAUACCUGUUUUGUUUUCCAACCAAACUGUUUUGUAUUUAUGGUCGGUCGGCUGCUAAGCCUGACCCACAGGGGGUCUGACACACUGGAAUCUGUAAAUCAAAUCUUCGCUUUGCUUCCCGUCGGCGGAGGCGGUCAUGUUUUUCGUAUACCUGAUAAUAAAGGAAAUGCUUUGACCUA